Messenger RNA from Pristis pectinata (smalltooth sawfish), 3256 nucleotides. RefSeq names its product NCK adaptor protein 1b (gene nck1b). Bases 325 to 1458 code for a protein of 377 amino acids. Gene Ontology annotation, biological process: negative regulation of endoplasmic reticulum stress-induced eIF2 alpha phosphorylation; positive regulation of endoplasmic reticulum stress-induced intrinsic apoptotic signaling pathway; positive regulation of translation in response to endoplasmic reticulum stress. Lineage: Eukaryota; Metazoa; Chordata; Chondrichthyes; Rhinopristiformes; Pristidae. The record is from RefSeq and is a predicted model, not a curated record. Gene Ontology annotation, molecular function: protein binding. The transcript has 5 exons.
AAUCUUCACCAACAAGAGGAGAGGAAGACGGCAAUGUAACCCAAUCAAAACGGGUAAAGGCGGAACUUCCUCAAGUAAAACUCGCGGUCGUGAAAGCUCUCAUGCGCACUGUGACUUUCGGCAGGCUGGAGGUGGUGAGAGUUUAAUUGGAGAAAGGAAAAAGGAAUCACUUUGUUAUUGGAUUUUUUUUAAAAGCUCCGGUGGAUAUUAUCUUAUUGCCUUUGGCACCAAGUUUUCAGGAGUGCAGUCUGUUUUCAGCUCGUCAUUGGACAAGAUACUGAGGCUGGCUGUUUUGAUGUGGUACAGUGCUGAUCUCACGGGAAGAUGACGGAAGAGGUGAUAGUAAUUGCCAAGUUUGACUAUGUGGCCCAGCAGGAGCAAGAGCUGGACAUAAAGAAGAACGAGCGAUUAUGGUUGUUGGAUGACUCCAAAUCAUGGUGGCGUGUUCGCAACUCUACUAACAAAACUGGCUUUGUACCUUCAAAUUAUGUAGAAAGGAAAAACAGUGCCAGAAAAGCUUCUAUUGUGAAAAAUCUAAAGGAUACGUUGGGAAUCGGAAAAGUGAAGCGGAAACCAAGCAUUCGAGACACAGCGUCCAAUGCAGAUAAUGAUGGUUAUGCUGACAAUGGUGAACGUCUGUAUGACUUGAAUGCUCCUGCUUAUGUGAAAUUCAACUACACAGCAGAGAGAGAUGAUGAGCUUUCAUUGGUUAAAGGGACCAAAGUUACUGUCAUGGAAAAAUGCAGCGAUGGAUGGUGGAGGGGUAGUUACAAUGGACAAACUGGUUGGUUUCCUUCAAAUUAUGUUAUGGAGGAACCAGAGGGCACAACUAUAGAACCUGUGGGCUCAUUAACAGAGAGACUAGCAGUUGUAAUCAAUGCACAUAAUGCUAAAGUACUGCAUGUUGUGCAGGCUCUCUACCCAUUCAGUUCUUCAAAUGAGGAGGAGCUUAAUUUCGAGAAGGGCGAGGUGAUGGAUGUUAUUGAGAAACCAGAAAAUGAUCCAGAAUGGUGGAAAUGCAGGAAAGCUGAUGGGCAAGUGGGACUGGUACCGAAGAACUAUGUGAAUACUAUACCGACAUCACCACCAGCCAAUAGUAUUGGUCCAACACCACCUCGAUGUGAUUAUAUAGGAGCAGCAACUACUGGCAGGUUUGCUGGUAGUCCAUGGUAUUAUGGAAAGAUUACAAGGCACCAAGGAGAAAUGGCUCUGAAUGAAAGAGGAGUUGAUGGAGAUUUCAUAAUUCGAGACAGCGAGUCAUCACCCAAUGAUUUCUCUGUGUCCUUGAAGGCCCAAAAUAAAAAUAAGCACUUCAAGGUACAGUUGAAGCAAGGCCUCUACUGCAUUGGACAACGAAAGUUUGACAGCAUGGAAGAUUUAGUGGAACAUUACAAAAAGGCGCCAAUUUUCACAAGUGAACAUGGAGAGAAAUUGUUUUUGGUUAAGCCUUUAUCUUAAUGGAGGAGGGAAAGAUCCAUCGAACUGGAUUGUUCCUUGCAGUUCAAAAAAAACAGUGGCGGCAAGGAAAAUCAUAAUUUCAGAUUUAAUGGCAAUAAUGACCUAAAACAACAGAUCAGCUUUUAAUUUUUCAGUUUUAACCAUUGUCCCAGUUGGAUUGUACUGCUGUUUAAUUUUCAAUUGCUUUUCUUGUUUGUAAAAAAAAAUUUUUGUGCCUUGCUUUGGUAGAGCUACUCAUUGUGAAUAUACUGCCUACAGUUGUCAUUUAUCAGCAGUUGCUUCUAAUUUCUCCAAUGAUCUUAAAUCUUUUUAUAUUCUACCUACUAAAUGGCAGCAACCUGUUUAAUUCUCAUUGCAGAUCUUUGAUUAUUUCUGUGCUUUAGACCUUGUUGACUAGAUUGUAAUGUGUGAGACGUGAGGUUUUGUGCAUGGUGCAAUUGGAGUACUCAUUUGCCUUUUCUCAGUUAUUUAUGAGUAAUAUAAAUCAGCUGUGUUUUAAUUGGAUUGGAGUUCUUGGGUGCAGGUUGCAUCAGAAUAAAAGCUAUAAAAUGUGGACGUACCAGAUUUUGCCUUACACUCUUUCAAACCAAAGGCUGUGUAUAACUACUGUAAUGAAGUUACAGUUAAAUCACACUUUGGUAGGUCCUGCAUUGGUGUGUGACUUCAGUAAUAUCUUAAACCAUUUAAUAUUUGUUUUGGCUCUAUUAAACUCCCUGGUUAUUUGCAACAGAACUGCUUUGAAUAGUUCUGCCAUGGUUGAUAACUUUAAAAUAAAGUCAGUUUUCUUUUAUAAUUGUUCAUAUUAGGGAUACGCAAUGUAUUAUGUUGAUAACCUUGUCAUACAGUUGUAAAGAAUAAUACCAUUUAACAGAUAUUCUGCUGUCGCUGAUGAUAUCAAAUUUUUGUUUGUCACAAAUCAGUGCAUUUGCAUAUCUGUAGAUCCCUGCACCUGUAAUUGUAUAUAGGCCACUCUAUGUUGUGCAUCCUGGUCAAUGUAGGUAAACUGAUGUGGGGAGAGGGAGCGAUUCAACACAGUCAAUUACUCAGACAUGACUAUGAUAACACAACUUGUGUACUACACAGAUCACUUUAUAGCAUCACUUGGAAAGCUAUGUCUGAGUUGUCAGGAAUUUGAAUGAUAUUAUUUAUCUUUAAUUUAUAUUUCAAGCUCACCCCAUGAUUAUUGAAUUAACUGAAAGCAGUAGUAUGUAUUUGUACUGUUUUAUGAUGUCGUUAAUACCGGAAAUUAUACCGAAGGGUCCAGGAGAAAAAUGUUGUACUUUGUCUUGUGUAACUUAAAGACCAGAGGUCAGAAUCUUGUUGGAAGUACAGAUGAAGAGAAGUGAUAGAGCAGCAAGUGCUGACACUAAUUUCUAAAGCAUUGGUUCUUCGAUAGGUAAUUCAAGGGAACCCAUAAUGAGAGUUGUUGGAUCAUAUUUUUAUAUAUUGAAUUUUAGUCAACCAAAGAGUUUCUGAUCCCUGGUCUUUUGAUGUUCAUUAUUGUUGUAAUCCUGUUGAGAAAAAUUGUUACGUAUAAAGUGGUGUUUGGGUAUAUAAACUCAAGACCAUUUGCAUAUCAUUUCUAAUCCACCUUUUUGUAUUGAAAUUGCUUUAUCAUAUGCAUAUAUCCCUCUUUUAAAUGUUGAAAAUAACUGUUAAAGCUUAAGAUACUGUGAAGUCCAAUUAUUUUUUUUGCUGUUCAGUGCAGCAAAUAUCCUACAUGCUUUUGGCAACUUAUUUCUAAGUAUGAUUGUUCAGUUACUAUAAAAUCCAAUAAAGUUUCUAAGCCAUCUCCUAA